UUCAACUGUUCGUGACCUUCCUCCCAAGUCUGCUUCCGCAUUUUUGGUUGGUGAAGCAUGCCACCGUUCUUCAUUUCAAUUCAAAUCAGACAUGGGUCGGUUUCGCGCGCGAGCACGGCAGCCCCUGAGCAACAUUUCAAUGCUCGCACUUCCUAGGAACCAGGAGCCCCACGACCACUUCCCUUUCUUCAGCUCGCUGCCGAGCGUCUCCAGCCAAGACGUGACGUCGAGAGAUGGCCAUGGCCGCCCGAUGCCGGAGCACCGCCGGCCAAGGACCUGCCGCCAUCCAGACCCCCUCCACGCCAUCUCCAUCUCACCGAAGACCUGCACCAAGUCCCAUCCAGCGCCUUCGCCACCCUUCGGCCCCCACCCCGUAGGUCUGCAGCCUGAGCGCUUCAACCGACUUGUGCCUGAAGCAGAGGAGUAG
Messenger RNA from Triticum dicoccoides, 427 nucleotides. RefSeq lists its product as uncharacterized. The transcript has 2 exons. The record is from RefSeq and is a predicted model, not a curated record. Bases 92 to 427 code for a protein of 111 amino acids. NCBI's taxonomy places the organism in Eukaryota, Viridiplantae, Streptophyta, Magnoliopsida, Poales, Poaceae.